Messenger RNA from Triticum urartu, 4012 nucleotides. Its product is annotated as vacuolar protein sorting-associated protein IST1. Gene Ontology annotation, biological process: protein transport. NCBI's taxonomy places the organism in Eukaryota, Viridiplantae, Streptophyta, Magnoliopsida, Poales, Poaceae. The record is from RefSeq and is a predicted model, not a curated record.
UGAGUCCACAAGCAACCCAUCUGAUCAUCUCCCUCCUCUCCUCUCCACGCAAAGGAUCAGCAACGCAACCAAGAUCAGCAUCCAAACGCCGUUUGCUCUAGGCAAUUAGCAAUCCACCGAAUAUAACAUAACAGAAUAGCAAAGCCAGCACCCACCGCCGGGCCAACGUGCAAAGCAUCGUCCGGCCAUGGGAUUCCUCCAGAAGACCUCCAAGCAGACGGCGAAGCUCAAGUCCCUCCUCGGGCUCGCCGUCUCCCGCAUCGCCGUCGCCCGCCGGCCGCGCCUUGCUCGCAAGUCCAUCGCCUGCAGCGAUGUCAGCCAGCUCCUCGUCCUCGGCCACCUCGACCGCGCCCUCCACCGCGCGGAGCAGGUUAUCCAGGAGGACAACAUGCUGGAGGCGUUCGGCAUCAUAGAGCUCUACUGCAAGCGCCUCAUCGAGCAGGCUGAGCAGUUAGACAAGCCACAGGAGUGCGGCGAGGAGCUGAGGGAAGCGGCGGCCAGCAUCAUGUUCGCCGCCGGGUGGUGCGGCGACCUGCAGGAGCUGCUGUUUGCCCGUACCAUCCUCGCAGACAAGUUCGGCGGCGACUUUGCUGUCGCGGCCAAGGAGGGCACCGGCAUCGUCGACCCCAUCUUGGUAUGGAAGCUGUCCGGAAGCACAGCAGGCAUGGAGCUGAAGAAGAAAGUGACCAAAGAGAUCGCCACGGAGAACAACAUCUUGGUGGACUUCUCCGAGCUCCCGGAAGCAACGGAGGAUGGCAACGAUAUUUUGGUGGACUUCUUUGAGCUCCAAGAAGCAACCAAGGAAGGCAACAAUAAUGUUCCAGACAGUCAGGAGCUCCUCGGCGAAAUGCCAUGCCAGGACGACAUGGAUGAAAGUUCAGAGUCGGACAAUGACCAUCCUCGCUCACAUGGAACAAAUACACCCGGGCUGGAGAGUGACGAGAAUGUGCAUAUCGUUACCAACUCUGAUGGAUCAGAUGAUGAGGAGGUUACAGGCCGGCGUAACCGAAGGUGGUGGCGCCUUGGGUGUGCAUGAGAACUGAAAUGACGACCUUCCUCUGCAUCUGGCUAGAAAUGUAACGAUAUGGGCAGCAGGGCAAUGCCAUUUGUACAUGUGCACCCACCAAAUUGUGAAUAGACAUGAAUACACACACGUGUAAUUUCAAACUAUCAACUACAAUAUGUAGAUAUCCAACUAGUCCAGUCAACUGGAGUAUCAUCUAUAAGAAAUGUCAAUUCUCAUGGACCAACCCCUAGUGGCCAAUGCUACAAUGUAACCACAUUGCUUAACAGUCAUUGACCUCAUGGUCACCUAUCUGCUGCUUGGCCACCGCCGUUCAUCACCUUGAUUUGAUGAUGUUGCUUUAUAGUAACCACCAUACCAACAUAUCUUUAAUGUCAUGUUGUUCAAGUAUUUUUGUAACAUAUGUUGUGUCAUGUUGUUCAAGUAUUUUUGUAACAUUAUAUUUUCUUAGACAAUUUUGUAAACAUUAUGUGGGCCAGGUAUAAUUGCUAGCAAACCAACAAAUAUAUUUACUCGACGAGAUCAGUACAAAAACCAAAGAUGGUCAAACUUGGCCCAACAUUGGUAAAAAAAAACUUGGCCCAACAAAAAUGCACAGGGGCGAAGAUAUAGAAGGGGAAAGAAGCCAGUGAAGGUGCGCUGCAAAGAUCAUGGCAAGAAAAAGCCCUGCAAGGCCCGCAUUUGGAUUUUCUUGUGGGUGAUUUUGAAUUUUCUUGCUACAAAAGAGCUGAUCAGUUACCAGCGUGAAUACUGAUAUUUGGUCAGUUCGGUAGCUGAUGUGCAUACACAAUUUGUCGGCAUACGCAAUUGUAUACAACAACAGGGCAACAUACGAUAGAUUGAUAUUCAUACCACUAUUCACAGAAGUAUAGAACCUUUUAUUAAACUAAAAAAAGAGCAAACUAUCUGUGGAAUGACAUUUGUGGAAAACACAAUGGUGACGAUAACCGUAGGAAACUAAUAUUUCCAAGCUCUCACUGCAGUCUAAGGCCUCAAGUCAAAUCCCUUUGAUGCAAAUACAAUUUUAAGUCUUUUGAGUAUUGGAUGAAGAUGCCUGUCAAGAAGUUGAUUAUUCCAUGACUCGUUUGAUUUUUGGGCCAAAAGGAAACCAGUUUAGCAAAGUUUUAACAGGGCUAAAAUAGUGCGAAAAGGCAUAAUCCUGACCUUUUCAUCAAACCCUAGAUGGUUCUUUAGAAAAUGAUGAUGUCUUUGAAAUCAAAUAUACAACUGCACGCCCUUCAACAGCAAGUACAGAUCCCAUAUAUAACACAUUCUGUAAUAUUUAUAUUUUAGAGUUCUAUAGCUUAUAUCAGAUAUAAUGGUAUUAUUUACAACUCUGAAGUAAUGCAAUCACAAUAAGCACAUAGUUUGGCAUUAUGCUGACCUUAAUCGUCAGUUUUAUUUUAUUUACUUGAGAUGUAACAUAAAGAUUACCAGAAAGAGUAUCACAUUCCAGAGUGCAGCACAGGAAUGAGCCAAACAUGCCCUAAUUAACGCAUCUGGGAUAAAUUGUGCUAAAAUAGGAAAGUACUGAUAUUCUGAAAACUGCCCAGCUGAACAUAAGUUGUUCUUGCCUAGGCCAAAUCCGGUGUGGUAGGUGUACCAUAUGGAUGCCUUUCUGUUUGUUUACCAGCAUGCGGCAUUUCGACAAUUAUUGGCCUUGGGGCAGUAGUAGUAGUAGUUGUAAGCAUUGCGGUCAUUUCACCAAACUAAUGUAGGAUGUAAAUAUAUGUUCUAUACUUGCAAUGCCGUAUUGUCUCCUCAGUGCUCAUGCAUAUUGCUACUACUCAAGUUUCCUGUAUCAGACACCUUUUUCCUGUUUAAAGGUAAUGAUUCCAGCAAAGAUGAGCCAGAUGAACUGGUUCCUCCAGCUGUUGAUGGUUUGUGCAGAGUACAUAAAAGAAUAACAGAUGGUUUAGACACUGAAACCACUAACCUCAGCAAGGUGCUGGUCCUGCAGGGCCAACACAGCUACUUAUGCCAGCUUCCCAAGCCGGCAUCCUGACCGGCAAGCAAGAAGCAACCAUUAAAUCAAUACAGAAUGCUUCAAUGUGUGCUCUCCGCAUUCUUAGUAAGAUUCAUAUUUAGUCUCAGUGUGGCAAUGCUUCACCAUAUUGUGACAGUAUUGAGAAGGCCUCUGCUUUCGAUACUAAAUUUUAUAGUACCUUGCUUGCAGUGGCGAUUCCACUAGGGAGGUUUCAAUAGGCUUAAGCCUACCCUCCAGAAUCCUAUUUAAGCUAAACAUACCACUUGACAAAUAUAUUCUGGUGCUUUACAUGCAACAAUUGCAAUGCAUUCGCUAAUUAGACUUAGGAAAUCUAUGUUUUAAGCCUACCCUCCAAUGUCCUGCUAGAUUCGCCACUGCUUGCUUGUCAUCAGCUAGCCAAGAAUAGAUCCAUGAUUUUUCUUUUGUAGUUUUAUUACUGGCUAUUUGCCAUAUGCAGUCUGUGUUAUUGAACUAGUAAGUAAUAAGUUGUAUACAUUAUGACUCGUGUCUUGCAUUGGUAUCCUUUUCUUGUACGGAUCAGGGCAUUCUGGUAAACACUACUCGGUGCAUAGCCAGUCAAUUUCAUUUCUCACAACAACUUAUGUCGAGCAAAACCUGAUCUGGUUUUGGCUUUGUAACCGAGGAUGCAUGAUUUUAACAUUUCAUCAAACAGUUGAUGGGUAACACGAUUGACUUCAAUACACCCUUAAUAAUUCUUCCACACAUUUGAUCAUGGUCAGCACGACAAGUAUGGAGUAGCGCACAAAUGCUAGUGGGAUGUAGUAAUAGCCAAAGCUAGCGCCGCUGCAAGAACACCAAGGCAAGGCUAUACGAUAAUUCUAAAGCCACAAUCAGGUAGUUCUACAUGUGCAAUUGGCAUGUGAAACACAAAGUAUCAUGAUCAUUAAUUUGCGAACUUAUUGAACAAUAGCAACCACCGUAUCAUGGCAAUUAUCCAGCAAACAUAGUAACGGCAGAAUUUCUAUCAGCGUCAGAUCGCC